AUGUCCGGUGGGCUUGGCCUCGGUCACGCGCAGCUGGCGGAUGGUUGCCUUCAUCUCCUUCAUUUUCACUUCCAUGAGUGCGAUGAUGUCCCGCUGCUCAUUCAGCUUCCGAAGCAGUUCGGCCGAGGUGGUCCCGGUGGUCAGCGAGUACGCGUGGUCCAGCGGGUUGCUGACAACGCUGUAGUACUGCACAGUCUGCUGCUGGGCAGUGGCCGCGGAGUCUGCAGGGGGAUCGUCGCCCCUGGCCAGACUGAACGUUAUGCCAUGGAUUCUGUAGACGAGGACGUGUCUGCUCGAGUUCUCCUGCAAAGUGUAAUUCAUACGGAGUCCUCCAGGUCCCCAAUUACCCGCAGUGCCUCCCAGGCUCAGUUCCAGUCCCCGGGGUCCAGAGUUAGACGUAGUAUCAGACUAAGGAGGAGUGAUGUUGGGACCCUUACACCACAGGAGGCCCUCAAACAGAGCAUCAAAAAGAAGCUUCAUGAGAGCACUUCCAGGUUUACCCUGCCAGUGCCACCCAGUAAGAGGCGGACUAUAUCAGAGGGAGUCAGGAAGAUAAACACGCCUGCACCAGCCACAGCCUCACUUCUCUAUGAUGAUGACAUCACACCUAGAUACCUACUCAGGGGGAUCCUGCAAACAGAGCCGGAGACAUCCCUUCUGGUUCAGGACCGGCCAGUCAAGAAGGAGCCAGAGCUGCCCUCCACAAACUCCAGUAUUCACAGCAACCGCCCAAGUACAGGGCUGUCUGACUUGGAUUUCCCUGACAUGACCACCACAGUAAACCUGUCACAUACGGUGAAGGGACUAAGCAGGAAGCGACCACGUCGGAGUCUCAACAUAACAGCAUUCAACAGGCAGCUUGAACAUGAAGAUGGAGAGGCUGAAGGUGGCAGUGCAACAGAAAAAGACCUCUCAUCCCUGUCUUCUGCCUCUCCAAACUCUAUCACCUUCUCCCUGAAAACACCCUUUAUGGAUGUUCGGACUGAGAAAAGGGGAUUUCAAAGGAAGGUAACAAAUCGUAAAAAAAUUUGCCUUGAGGAGUUUGACGAGGCCCUACAAAAUCGACUGGCGGCGAUGGGUGGAGACCCUGAGCUGAGUGUUAGGGAGGAUCAACAGGGUCUCAGUGAGACCGUUCGGUCUGAGGGGUUCACCUUGGGACAGAGUGACCUCACCGCUCCUGACAUCACCCAUGACAUCAUCACCAGCAACACAGCGCUCUACUCCCUGCCUGUUGACACAGCAACAACCUUCACUAUCACCACCCAGGACAAAGACCCCAUCACGGGAACACAGAUCCAGCGAGAAAUGGGAGGAAUGAAGGAUGAGGAUGAGAAAAUUAUGGAGGAGGUAGGGGAACAAAAUGAGGACAAGAUGGAAUUAGACAACAAAGAUGGAGAGGAUUUGGCUGGAGAUGCUGGGCAGAGCGAGGACUCAGUGAGACAGAAGGUGUCCAAAUCACAGACUGUAGAAGUGGUAGCUGACUCCCAGACAGAAGAGGAGGAGCUGGCUGAAUCUCAGACAGAAGAGGACGAGCUGGCUGAAUCUCAGACAGAAGAGGACGAGCUGGCUGAAUCUCAGACAGAAGAGGAGGAGCUGGCUGAAUCUCAGACAGAAGAGGAGGAGCUGGCUGAAUCUCAGACAGAAGAGGAGGAGCUGGCUGAAUCUCAGACAGAAGAGGAGGAGGUGGCUGAAUCUCAGACAGAAGAGGACGAGGUGGCUGAAUCUCAGACAGAAGAGGACGAGGUGGCUGAAUCUCAGACAGCAGAGGACGAGGUGGCUGAAUCUCAGACAGCAGAGGACGAGGUGGCUGAAUCUCAGACAGCAGAGGACGAGGUGGCUGAAUCUCAGACAGCAGAGGACGAGGUGGCUGAAUCUCAGACAGCAGAGGACGAGGUGGCUGAAUCUCAGACAGCAGAGGACGAGGUGGCUGAAUCUCAGACAGCAGAGGACGAGGUGGCUGAAUCUCAGACAGCAGAGGACGAGGUGGCUGAAUCUCAGACAGCAGAGGACGAGGUGGCUGAAUCUCAGACAGCAGAGGACGAGGUGGCUGAAUCUCAGACAGCAGAGGACGAGGUGGCUGAAUCUCAGACAGCAGAGGACGAGGUGGCUGAAUCUCAGACAGCAGAGGACGAGGUGGCUGAAUCUCAGACAGCAGAGGACGAGGUGGCUGAAUCUCAGACAGCAGAAGAUGUAGCAGAUGAAGGGGGACAGGUAGUGGAAGAAGUGCAGGAAAAAAGAUUGAUAUCACAGAGUUUAACACACAAUGCGAUGCACAUCAGUCGGAGAACUUAUUGCUCAGAGGGUGGCGUCAAGGUUGCUGGAGUGAUGGAAGGAGGGAGGGGCUACAAGAGCAUGGGAGCAGCGCUCUAUCCUACAGAGACUGGUGAGUCAGGGUGGGCAGGCAGGUCAGAGGGGGACACGGCUGGUGAGUGGCACAGCGGGCCGGAGGUGGGAGCUAGUGAGAGCGCCCACACCCGCACAGUAACCCUUGGCAGCGUCCCUCCCUCCCCGUUGCCCCAGGAAGAUGAGCUGGAAGUUUUGAGUAGAACUGGCACCAGCCUUGGCAAUGAGGAGAUGGAGAACUCCAUGCCUCCUUUAGAGAUGACCUUUGAACCUGGGAACAACGUCCCUCACAGCAGCAACUCAUCCCUGCACCCCAUCACUGCCCAGAGCCCAGCUGAGCAUGAGGAGGACUGGGAUGAUGUGGAAGAGGGGGAUGGUAUCCGGAGUGAAGAGCUGUCCAUGAAGACUCCUGCGUUUGUCAGAGAGAAGAGGAAUGCUCUGCCUAUUGACCCCCUGGCCACACCCACUGUUCUCAAAGACCUUCAACCAAGUGUUUCGGCUGGUGCUGCAGCUGCGGUGAAGCCCAAAGUGGUGAGGGGAAAGCGGACUGGAUCAGCCAAGAAGGCUCCUGGUCUCUCUAAGAGCUACAUCAUGAGCGUGUUCAAACACUUCGCCAAGACCAAGGUGUCUACAGAUGUCUACCCUGUCCUAAAGGAGAUAAUGGAGCGCUACUUUGACCGGCUAGCUGAUGACUUGGAGACGUUUGCUGCUCACGCCAAGAGGAAGACCAUUGAGGUAGAGGAUGUAGAGCUGCUGAUGCGGAGACAGGGGUUUGUGACUGACAGCAUGCCAGUAAAUGUGUUGAUUGAGAAAUAUCUCCCAAUGGAAUCCCGAAAGCUCCUCAUUCCCAUGGCAACAAGUGGUAACUACGUCAUUCCCAAACCGAGGAGAAAAUGAUCAGCCUAUACUAAGAAUGAUCAGCCCAAAUGAGGGCUGAUGUUGUAUAUUUGAUUGAAUAUCUAUGAACAGCUGUUCAUUUAUUAUUUGUAGACACUCAUUCAAACACAGCCAGGACAAGACCAUGUAACCUGGUGUAAAUGUGUUGUAUUUGUUUGAAUAUGGCUUUCUUUUAUAUUUGUCGAAUAUUACUGCAAAAUGUUUUAUUUGAUUUAUUCAGUAGUCUG
Molecule: messenger RNA, 3467 nt
Organism: Oncorhynchus gorbuscha (pink salmon)
Lineage: Eukaryota; Metazoa; Chordata; Actinopteri; Salmoniformes; Salmonidae
Product: centromere protein T-like
Exons: 15
Coding region: 1-3240 (1079 amino acids)
Biological process (GO): kinetochore assembly; mitotic cell cycle; chromosome segregation
Cellular component (GO): kinetochore
Molecular function (GO): DNA binding; protein heterodimerization activity
Source: RefSeq, a predicted model, not a curated record